ACAACCAUCAACAUUAAUUUCAACACAAAGUCUUCCAUCAUCAAAUAUAGGAACAUCGACUUCAAUUAUAAAAUCAUCAUCAACAAAUAAAUCUAAUGAAAAACGUUCAACAAAUGCAAUAUCUGCUUUACGUCGUCGAUUUGUUGGUGGUGGUAGUAGUUCACAUCGACGAGAUCGUAGUAUUCCAGAAGAUGAUCAUUCACAAAUUGAACAACAACCAAUAGAAACAAUAUCAGCCGAUGACAUUCUUGCAAGAUAUUCAAGCAAAGGAUCGACUAAUAUUGAUAAUGGAUCAAAACUAAAUACAACAGCAGAUGAAAGUCAUCCAGAAACGAUUCCAGUUGAAACAUUUACUGAUACACUUCCUUACUAUGAUCCAACAAAUUUGGAUACAUGUCGAGCAUUUAUUGAUGCAAAAAAAAAAUUACGUAUUGUACUUGCAUCAGUUGAUACUGAUUCAAUAAAUUAUCUUAAUUCACCAAUAAAUUUUAGUCAAUAUUUACCAUCACAACAACAACAAAAUAGUUCAUCAAAUCGUAAAUCAUCAAAUAAUUUAAUACUUUUUCUACGUUCUCAACUUUAUGAAGCAAUUGCUAUACAAGAUCGUGAUUUACAAGCACAAGUAUAUGAAACAUUACGUUGUGUACAACAAUUUAAUGAAAAUGAAUGUAAAGAAUUAAUUCGUUCAAUGAUUGAUGAUUAUCGUUCAAGAUCUGUUUAUAUUGCUUAUCUUGUUAAAAAUAAUGAAAAUCUUCUUAAUAUUACAUAUCAUCAAGAUAGAUUACUUGUACGAAUACAACGUGAUCAAGAUUUAUGUAAACUAAAUCUAAUAAAUUAUCUUGUUAAAUUAUUUCUUGAUUGUAAAGAGCAUUUAUUACAAAAAUUAAUUGAUAAAUUUUCACAUUUAUCAAGUGCUGAAGAAAAAAUGCAUUUAAUAGAAUUAUUUCUUCAAGAUUGUUGUCGAGAAAUAACAUCUGAUAUUAAUUGGAAAACUGCUUCACCCGAACAAUUUGCUAUGUCACAAACAUCAAUUGAACGUAUGGUUAUGGCAAAAAUUUAUACAGCUGCAUUAUAUCCAAAUGGACAAAUUGAUGUUCAACGUGAUCAAGUUUUCAGUAGUCAUAUACGAACACUUGCUGAACAACUUGAUCCUAAUCAUCAAAAAUUACGUAUACAAAAAAUAUGUCAAAGGGAAUGUCCAUGGCCAUCAGCUCAAGCUGAACUUCGUUUAAUUAAUGCCUAUAAAACUCCUCGUGAUAAAGUUGGAUGUGUACAACGAUGUAUACGUAUAAUACAAAAUUUAAUUCGUUUAGCAUCAAAUUCAGCUGCUGGUGCUGAUGAUACAAUUCCAAUAUUAAUUUAUGUUAUUGUUAAAGCUAAUCCACCAAAUCUUCUAUCAAUUAUGCAAUAUGUACAAGAUUUAUAUUCAUCACGUUUUACAGAUGAAGAAAGUUAUUUUUGGACAAUGUUUGUAUCGGGUGUUAAAUUUAUAAAUGAGAUGAUUUAG
Rotaria sordida is the source of this 1507-nucleotide messenger RNA. Lineage: Eukaryota; Metazoa; Rotifera; Eurotatoria; Philodinida; Philodinidae. The record is from the annotation of a GenBank genome assembly.